GAGAAACCCCCAAACCAAAAUCCAUCGACCACGACGAGCUCUUUGGAUCGAAACCCUCUUCAUUCAUUGGUUUUCUCCGAUGGCGUCCGGUGAUGAAGCCAUAGAGAUUGAUUCUCUUGAGAGGAGCUUGUUGAGCGGCGGCAAUGGAGACGAUGAUGAUGGGAUGAUCUUGUAUGAUGCGUCGUUUGAGGAGAUGGAGGAUAACUAUGUCAAUUACCAUACCACCCGAUGGGUUAUCUAUUCUCUGCUUCUCGUUCUGGCGUGGGGAAUAGGGUUGAUCAUGUUGCUUUACUUGCCCAUUUGGAGAUUUGUUCUUAGGAAGGGUUUCCAAUCCAGGAAGCUUUAUGUGUCUUCUGAUUGUAUUGUCUAUAAGGUUACAAAACCAGUGAUCUUUCCUUGCUUUGGGAUUUUCAAGAGGGAGAGGCAUGUCCUACUCCCUUCAGUUGUGGAUGUUGUAGUUGAGCAAGGAUAUCUCCAAUCCUUUUAUGGAAUAUAUUCUGUCAGAAUCGUGAAUGUGGGUGUUAGAAGACCCGCAAGUGAUGGUGUUAAAAUCCUUGGGGUUGCCAAUCCAAGGGCUUUUCGGAAGGCUGUUCUGACACUCCUUGCAAGUAUGAGGAGAGAAAGCUUUAGUCAGCAACCCUAUGCCACUGAAGGCACACACAGUUUUGAUUCUGGACGUCCACAUGGUGCUUUGAUGGCCACAAGAUUCUUAAGAAACAAUGGCCUUUUGCCAUCCACCAGUGAACAUAUACUUCAGAGGCUUGAGCAAGUUGGAAGUUCUGUGAAGAGAGUGCAGGCACUGAUUGAGAAGCAAAAUCAAAAUUCAGAAUCAGAAACCACAAUGUGAAUCAAGAAGAAGCCUUCACAUUAUGUGUAGGUUUUUGGUUUUAACUCUGUUUACCGUUCUGUUGGGCAUGAUCGAAUUAAUGAUGUGGCUUAUGAUACGUCCACAUUUUCACCGAUGUCUUAUUUGCCGUAUUUUUGUACUGUUGUUACUAAGGUUUGUAUAUUUGUAUCUCUUCUGCAGUUGUAUUUUGUACAUGCUCAUGAAUCAAUACUACUUUUGUUUGUGAAACUUUGUGUAAUGUAGCAGACAGUGUAUUUGGUACUC
Messenger RNA from Dioscorea cayenensis subsp. rotundata (Guinea yam), 1111 nucleotides. RefSeq lists its product as uncharacterized. The transcript is spliced from 7 exons. Lineage: Eukaryota; Viridiplantae; Streptophyta; Magnoliopsida; Dioscoreales; Dioscoreaceae. Bases 80 to 847 code for a protein of 255 amino acids. The record is from RefSeq and is a predicted model, not a curated record.